Rhipicephalus microplus (southern cattle tick) is the source of this 1514-nucleotide messenger RNA. RefSeq names its product transposable element P transposase. The record is from RefSeq and is a predicted model, not a curated record. Lineage: Eukaryota; Metazoa; Arthropoda; Arachnida; Ixodida; Ixodidae.
AUGUGGAAAGUACUUGGGAUCCAAGCGACAGCUGACUCUACUACUUCGAAAAUUGAGCACACCAGUGAUGCAUCACGGCACCUAUAUUUUAUAUCUGACUUCCCACAUCUCAUCAAAUGCCUACGAAACUCGCUGCUGAAGUCUGGAUUCAACACCCCUGCAGGUCAUGUUGAUAUGCAACAUGUAAGGGAAGCUCACAAAAUAGACUCCUCCAACGUGACCCUUAAAGUGAUGCCGGGCAUAACAUGGUGUCACCUGGAUCCUAAUGGAUUUGAGAAGAUGAGGGUCAGCUAUGCCUUCCAGCUUUUUGGGACAAAAGUCCUCCAAGCUUUCCACCUAUACAAAGACAAGUUGGAAGCAACACUUGGAAGGAUGGAUGUAACACAAGAGUUCUUCAGCAAAAUCCACCAGCUCAUAAGAGUGAUGACAUCGCGGUUCCCUGCUGAAGCCCUCAGACCGUGUUCAUCAGGAACAGCAGUGCUGCAGGAUUUUCUGUCCUACCUCAAAGCAUGGGAGCAGCAUACGAAAGGUGGAGGGGGCUUUCUGAGCAAUACCACUGCUGCUGGCCUACGUGUGACCAUUUCGAGUACACUAGAGUUGCUUGACUAUCUCACUGAAAAUGUUGGCUUUAAAUACCUAAUGACUGCAAAAACUAGCCAGGAUCCUUUGGAAAACCUUUUCGGUAUUAUCAGGCAAUCUUCUGGCAGUAAUGAUCAUCCAACACCAACUCAGUUUUUGAUUACAGUAAACUGCAUGUCAUUCUAUGGUUUAGUUAAAGGUGUCAGUCAAAGAAACUGCAAAGAGGGCAUGCUAGGUUCCCUUCUGGAAGUUAGUAGCCCACGAGACACAUCGCAAAAUGCAGCAGGCAUGGAUUUGGCACCGAGCUCUUCUCCGAAUGCGCAGGCGUUGGUUAUACCUUCCCAGGACCACAGCCAGCAUGUUGCGAGGAGCGACUCGAGAAUUAUAUUUUACAUUGCUGGCAACGUGGCACGAAAGUGCAUUUUGAAAAGCAAUUGUAAAGAUUGUUUGAUACUACUUACCGCGCCUGCCCCAGACGAAAGCUUUCAGCUUGCAAGGUUGACACUAUUUCGUGACAACGGUGGACUCCUCUACCCAAGUGCUUGCCUAUUUCGGUUCAUAAAGAAGCUUGAAGACUUGUUCACGGGCUGCUUUUCUUGUGAACAACUCCAUGCAGACAGCAUUUUAGAUGCGCUGACCAUUGUGAAAGCAAGGCUUUGGCAAGAGGUUGGGUGCCCAAGCCAUGUCUCAAUGCUCUCUCAAAAAAUAAUACAAUUCUAUGUUGUUACACGACUUCAUUUUUACAUUAAGGGGCUAAAUACAGACAGAGCAGGCGAACGCCAGAAAGCAAAGCACUUAAAGAUAAGCCGCUGCUGUUAAAUAUUUUUUCCUUGCUUUAGAAGAUUUUUAAAAAUUUAAUAUUGUUCCUGUGUAUUUUACAAGUGUAGGUUAAACUUGAUGUAUGAAUCCUUUCUGAAUAUUCUUUUUCUGUUUCA